This is a messenger RNA of Catharus ustulatus (Swainson's thrush), 10202 nucleotides long. RefSeq names its product FIG4 phosphoinositide 5-phosphatase (gene FIG4). Gene Ontology annotation, molecular function: phosphatidylinositol-3,5-bisphosphate 5-phosphatase activity. Lineage: Eukaryota; Metazoa; Chordata; Aves; Passeriformes; Turdidae. Gene Ontology annotation, biological process: phosphatidylinositol dephosphorylation. The coding region runs from base 127 to 2856 and encodes 909 amino acids. The record is from RefSeq and is a predicted model, not a curated record. Gene Ontology annotation, cellular component: intracellular membrane-bounded organelle. The transcript has 23 exons.
UGGGUGCCGGCGGUGAUUCCCCGCUCAGCCCCGGCGUGUUCCCCCCCUGCUCUGGCUGUUCCCGGGGUGUUCCCGGGGUGUUCCCGGGGUGUUGCCGGGCAGCCCCCGCCGCGCCUCGGGGCCGCCAUGCCGGUGGCGGCCGCCGCCCCCCUGAUCAGCUCCGUGCAGAAGCUGGUGCUGUACGAGACCAGGGCUCGGUAUUUCCUAGUUGGAAGUAAUCCUGCAGAAACCAAAUACCGUGUUUUGAAAAUAGAUCGCACUGAACCAAAGGAUUUGGUUAUAAUUGAUGACAAGCAUGUUUAUACACAACAAGAGGUGAGAGAACUUCUCGGUCGCUUAGACCUGGGAAACAGAACAAAGAUGGGGCAGAAGGGCUCUUCUGGGUUGUCUCGAGCUGUCUCUGCUUUUGGUAUAGUAGGCUUUGUCAGGUUUUUAGAAGGCUACUACAUUGUGUUAAUAACAAAAAGAAGAAAAAUGGCAGAUAUUGGAGGACAUGCAAUAUAUAAAAUAGAAGACACAAAUAUGAUCUAUAUUCCAAAUGACUCUGUAAGAGUAAGUCAUCCUGAUGAGGCCAGGUAUCUGAGAAUCUUUCAAAAUGUGGACCUUUCUAGCAACUUCUAUUUUAGUUACAGCUAUGAUCUGUCUCACUCCCUUCAGUAUAAUCUUACUGUCCUGAGAAUGCCACUUGAGACAUUAAAAACUGAAACAACCCAGACCCGGCAAGAGAGUUUUGAUAUAUUUGAAGAUGAAGGACUCUCAACACAGGGGGGAAGUGGUGUCUUUGGGAUUUGCAGUAAGCCUUAUGAAAAGUACGUGUGGAAUGCCAAGCUUCUGGAAGCAGUAAGAACUGCUGUUCAUCGUGACUGGCUGCUGUAUAUUAUUCAUGGAUUCUGUGGGCAAUCAAAACUGUUAAUAUACGGCCGCCCUAUAUAUGUCACUCUGAUAGCCAGAAGAUCAAGCAAAUUUGCUGGAACACGUUUUCUGAAACGAGGAGCAAACUGUGAGGGAGAUGUUGCUAAUGAAGUGGAAACUGAACAAAUACUUUAUGAUGCUUCAGUUAUGUCAUUUUCUGCGGGGAGUUAUUCUUCCUAUGUUCAGGUUCGAGGGUCUGUCCCUCUGUACUGGUCUCAAGAUAUUUCAACUAUGAUGCCUAAGCCACCCAUAACACUGGACCAAGCUGAUCCUUAUGCACACGUUGCUGCUCUUCACUUUGACCAAAUGCUUCAGAGAUUUGGCUCUCCCAUUAUUAUAUUGAAUCUUGUGAAGGAACGUGAAAAAAGAAAACAUGAAAGGAUUCUCAGUGAAGAACUUGUUGCUGCUGUGACAUAUCUCAACCAGUUCUUACCCCCAGAGCAUGCAAUUAUAUAUAUACCCUGGGAUAUGGCCAAAUACACUAAAAGCAAACUUUGCAAUGUCCUUGACAGACUGAAUGUGAUUGCAGAAAGUGUAGUAAAGAAGACUGGAUUUUUUGUAAAUCGACCUGAUUCCUACUGCAGUAUCUUGCGUCCAGAUGAAAAGUGGAAUGAACUGGGAGGUUGUGUUGUUUCCACUGGUCGCUUGCAGACUGGAGUCCUUCGAACCAACUGUGUGGACUGUUUAGAUCGUACGAACACAGCACAGUUUAUGGUGGGGAAAUGUGCUUUGGCCUACCAGUUGUAUUCAUUGGGAUUGAUUGAUAAACCUAAUUUACAAUUUGAUACAGAUGCUGUAAGAUUGUUUGAAGAAUUAUAUGAAGAUCAUGGGGACACACUUUCCCUGCAGUAUGGAGGCUCUCAGCUUGUCCACAGAGUAAAAACAUAUAGAAAGAUCGCUCCAUGGACUCAGCAUUCCAAAGAUAUUAUGCAAACGCUCUCAAGAUAUUAUAGUAAUGCUUUCUCAGAUGCGGACAGGCAAGAUUCUAUCAAUCUCUUUCUGGGAGUGUUCAAGCCUGCAGAAGGAAAGCCACAUCUCUGGGAACUUCCCACUGAUUUUUAUUUGCAUCACAAGAACACCCUCAGUCUGUCACAGACCAGGCCAAGCUAUACUUACUGGUGGACCACAGGUGUGCUAAAGCAUUUACCUCUUCCUUUUGAUGAAGUGACAUGUGCUGAAAACAGACGCAAGUUGACAGUGAAGAAAUUCCACAAAUACGAAGAGGAAAUUGAUAUCCACAAUGAGUUUUUUAGACCAUAUGAGUUGAGCAGUUUUGAUGAGACCUUCUGCUUGGCAAUGACCAAUUCUACACGAGAUUUUAUGCCUAAGAAUGUGGGAAUUGAUCCAAGUCCGUUUACUGUUCGUAAACCUGAUGAAACUGGAAAAUCUGUGUUGGGGAACAAAAAUAAUAGAGAAGAAGCUGUGCUGCAGCGCAAAACAGCUGCUAGUGCUCCUCCACCCCCAAGUGAGGAAGCAGUGUCAAGUAGUUCUGAAGAUGAUUCUGGGACAGAUAAAGAAGAUGAAGGCGCUGUUUCUCAACGUUCAACUCCAGUAAAGGUGACUGAUACAGGAGACAAUACAAAAAUCACAGAGAAUGUAGUGCAAUCGACAAAAGAUGUGUAUGGAGUCAAUCUUUCAGAUGUCCCUUCAGAAGAUGAUCUUGCAAUAUAUGCAAGGUUUGUUCAGCUGGGACAGAGUCAGUAUAAACAAGACAAGGGCAGCCAGCAAUUUUGUUCAAAAUGCCCCUUGGAUAAGGUCAUAAAUUUAAUACCUAUCUCCUCCUUUUCUCAAGACAAUAUUUACGAAGUCCAACCUCCAAGAGCUGAUUGGAAAUCAAUAGAGAUUUUCCAUGCGCACAUUCAGGCUGGAAGAGGAAACAUGCAGCCCCUGGGAAGAGAUGACUUCCUCAUGUACAGAGAGUACAUUCGAAACAGAUACAUGUAAACCCAAGCCAGAUUCUCCUGCCAAAUCUACUGUACUGAUAAGUCAAAAAAAAAUUUUAGAAAGGAAAUCUAGUUUUGAUUUUUUGCAGUAAUGAAUUUAUUACUACCUUUUCUAUUUAUUAUUCUGUUACCCAUUUAUUGUAUCGUGCUUUAAGGAAAAAGGUGGUUUCAUAUCUGAUUUUAAAGGUUAUUAAAUAUCUUUUUAGCUGGGAGUGUAUCCUAAGAGACUAAGUGAAUAAUCAGAGCACCCGGAGUCACUGGAGAGUAUGUAGCAAUUUGUGGCAAAGAAAAUAAGGCAUCUUUAGUUUUUUAUAAUAAUUUCUUACAUUGUUAUAUUUGCUAAGAAAAACUGUAGUGAUUUGUACACAAGAAUCAGAAGAGAAUAGUUUUCCUCCUCUUACUUUCAUGACAGAAAACAAUCUUCUUUUACAGUAGAAUAUUUUCUGAUAUUUCUUGAGGUUUUUAGCAAAGUGAGUGCUGGAAUGACUGCUUGCAAUUUUCUGCUUUCUUGAGCAAAAGUGAAAAAUAUGUGGCUUAUGUCAAAAUCAAAAUUUGCAUCACCACUAAUAAACUUUGUAACCCUAAUAUGUGUCAAAACUAAUCUCAGUGGUGCUGGUAGCUACAGAAUCUGUGCCAUAUGCUGCAGGGUGAAGAUGGCUUGUGCCUAAUUAUCAUAGGUUUCUAGUAGGAGUCUGAGGAGAGCCCGAUAAUGAGUGCAUCUGCAAGUGAGGGAAUGCUCUUCACAUUACUGGGUUUGGACCCUAGAGAGUGCCAAACCAUUCUGUAUGACAGGCAUUAUCCUUUUGAAGCUUACUCUUCCCAUCCCUGGGUGUGUGCUUCUGUGAGAUGCCUUCAGGUUCAAGCCUAGAGCCUCCAGGGAUAGUGGUGUUGGUGAGUGACUGGAUCAGCUGGGGUGGUCAUGCAAGAGGAAGAAGUAGUUGGGUCAGGCAAGACUGAAUACCAUGUCCUGUGCUGGGUAAGAGGUAAAGAGGCAGCAGGUGUCUAAGUAGGUUCUUUUGGGCUUGUGAGUAGAACAUUUUUCAUAUUAAAAAAAAAAAAAAAAUUAGGAAGAGAGGAAGCCUACAAGCCUACUAUUUGCAAUUGCAAGCUAAAAUUCCCAACAUUUUGUAGCCCUUUACCUUGAAGAAUACUGACAGUAUCAGCAUCAGUCUUGACAAAACAUUUUGUUCCACAAGCUUGUACAGAUCAUGUUUCAGAAUUUUCUGGAGUAGUGGAAUGACUGUUUUAGGGAUGUAGCCAACUGCAUGUAACAGAUGUAGAGAACAUGUUUGUGUUCACAGCAAAUUGCUUUUCAGGCAGCUACUGUAGAUUUGUGGCUGCUUGCUGCAAACACGUUUGCAUAUCUUUGAAUAUUUUAUGCAGUAAGUUGCACCUCUGUCAGUAAUUUCAUAUAAGAAAAGGUGCAGUGGGUAAAGGGAAAAAAGGAUUCUUGUGAUUCUUGUCACAGGGAAGGACUCGCAUGCAGUCAAUAACAACGUGGUACCUUGAGCUACCAAAGCAUCUCUUUUGUUAAUUUUCAGCAACCAAUGAUGUUGCAAAAUUUAGGGAUAGUAAUAAUUUUACAGCUCUAGGAGAAAAUAUGUUCAACCCUCAGCUGAACAACUCAGACACUCCUCAAAGAAGAGGAUUAAAGGAGAUUGGUUUACAGUUCCAAGAGCUGAAUGACACCUCAGUGAUGGCUUCUGUGAUCUACCAUCAGCAUACUUGUAGCAGCUGUUCAGAAUCCUUCAGGGUGCCAAUGUCAACUUUCAAUAGGCUUGUUUAAAGAUAAAAAAAGGCCAACACACAAAGCAAGAUUCCCAUCUUAACCCAGUGUAAGCUCAACAGUCUGAGUGGACCUGCUGCCUAAUGCACAUAAAUGAUUAUUUAAAACAGAGCUACACUCAAUCACCCAUCUAACAAGUUCUGCUGCAUGAAGGACUCCCAAGGCACUGCCUGUGCAUCCACCUACUUUAUCCCAUUAUUGUGAUAAUAAAGUGCAGUUCUCGAGGGUGUUAGAAGUUCUCAAUAGAUGCAUAUAUUUCCCUUUCAGAAGCAGAAGGAAAAGUGUAUAAAAUAAGAAUAAACUUGAAAAGAGAAGGCUGUGUUGGCUCUGAAGAGUAACAUGGUGCUCUUUUCCACUCUUAAGUGCUAAUAAACACCUUUAACUUUAAACCAUAUGGAAAAAAGAAAUGUUUGAGAAAUAUGUUGAUUUUUCCCUCAAAAUAUGUUUAGUUUGUUUCAAUGUGUUUAAGGGUUACAUUGCGGUGGAAUCUCAAAAUGUACGCCUGGAAAAUAAUGACUUCAGGUUCUUUUCGUGUGGAAUCAGGAAGCACAAAUACCGAAUUAGGACUGAUUUGGUCGUUUCUGUGCCACUUCUGCGCCAAUGGAUUUUUAUGUCAGUCCAACAGCUUAAGCUUUGUGCUGUGACUGCAGGAGCAGUUUUUUUCCACAAUUUUCACUGGUAGUUUCCCCUCCUUGCGAGUCUUAUGUCCACUUGGAAAACCCACUGACUUUUUGUUCUCUUCCUCUGAUUUUCCAGAGGGAGUCAUCUGUGAUCCUGGAAUAGGACUUUUCAAUGUUCACACAGCUGCCAGGGGGAAGAAGCAAAGGAGCUGUGUAUAAUUCUGGGGUGAUACGUGUGUCAGCUCUUUGUUUUGUUACUGACUUUCUGAGAUUUUUCUGCAUCAUCCAGGAAGGUUCUCUGGCCUUUCAGAGACUUGGGCCAGCCUUCACUUGUAUAAACUCCAAAGCAUAUGCCCUGUCAAAUGGUCAUGGUUUACAGUCAGAGGAAAUACCAACUUCACUCAGGAGAUCAUUUCAUUCUCCAAAGGGGGUACACCCUAUCAGUAAUUACAUGAACAAGUCCAGUUCUCUGAGGGUAAAACUGAGGUAUGUACACAGGAGUGUUCCAUUUGCUGGCAUAGUUUCAAUCCAAGUGAUUGCCUAGAGGCUGAUAGGGAAAAAUACAAUGUGCUUGACUUCCGAAUGCCUCCCUCUGUCUUGUAUAUAUUUAAAAACUUAAUUAAAGUUGUCACUUUUGGUGGUGAUUUAGAAGUAAUGUGAAACAAGUUACAAAAUAUUAAUAAUAAAAGAAAUAUAUUUAAAUUACAACCCUUGCAAAUAUUGAUAAUCAACUGUUCCUUUCUGGAGUACUUAAAUCAACCUGCUACAGAAAAAACCAUUGCAGCCGCUGAUCUGUCCACUGGAACCAGGCAAGAGAGUGCUGAGAAAAGGCAUGAAAAACAAUGUUUAGUGUUAUUAUUUAUUGCUCCCCCAGAAAGACAUGCUCUUUGCAUGACCCAGGGUUUGACUAGAACAUUUCUAUUCCUUUAUCUUUUGUUUAUUUCCCUUAUUUUUCUUCUGAUUUUGUAGUAGUGUAUUUGAUUUUUUUCAGCAUCUGUGGUUCAGAAUCCUUUUUCUCAUGUGACUGUGCCACAAGUUGUAGUUUUCCCACUAUAUCCAUCUCAUCCUUUUGGAGUUUUCACUUUUUGAAGCAAAACUCUGUAGUUCUAAUACACUGUCUUGCUUGUUUUAUUACCAAUGUAUUCUGAGUUGCCAUCAGUGAGAGAAUAUAACUUUUCUUGUUUGAUUUUCCACCUACUUCCCUGGAAAUACAAUGUGGAUUAUAUAAAGAGGAGAAAAUAGAAAGAGAAGCUAAAGAAAGUGGUAAGAUUUUGACUCUCAAUCAAACUUAAACCUUUCAUGGAGACAUUCUAUGCAGACCAGAACUCCCAUAAUAACUUCUCCCAUAAUAAAAUUAAAUAUCCUGUGCCACCCUCUUCCUGGGUUUUCCCCAGAUCAGACUAUUGGAUAAUUGACUCAGGUGCUCACAAGUCUAAGCUAUGAAACCUGAUGCUCGAUUUAAGGUUCUACACUAUCUUUUGAGGGAUUUUUAAAUUUUUCUCUUCCACAGCUUGCAGGGAUAUUUCAUAGGCUCAUGACCUCCCUUCUUAGUAAGAGAGGGACCACUCAGUAAAACCUUUCCUGAGAGAGGCAGGAUUUUAAGGAAGAAUUACAGCAAUUACCUGGUAGAAAAUCCUUUUCCGCAGAUGCUCUGAUAACCUUCCUAGUGAGUCCUAAGGGAGAUUUUUAGGUAUUUUUCCUUCAGAUCUCUCUUCUUUCCACAUAAAUCACAGUCCUUUAUAGUGGGCUUAAUACCUGGGGUGAGCAAGAGCUGAAAUGCAUCUCAGUGAGGCAAGGGAAAAGGGCAAAUAAGGGAAGAGCUGGAGCUGUGUGGGUGAAAAGAGAGGGUUGGGCACCAGUGAGGUGUAUUUGAAUAAGCAAACUGAUGCACAGGGAAGAGUGGAGUGGCAGGGAGGCUGCAAUUUAGUUGCUAGGAACUGCAGGAGAGCUGUGCACCUGGGCACACACGCAGCACUGGCUCUCACGUUGCCGGCCGGAUGGGCAGGCUGAGGGUGCUCAGAGAGUCACAGAGCCCAGCUCAGUGUGUGAGCAUGGUCCAACACGCUCAGGGACACGUGGAGCAAAAGGCUUGUGCUGCUGUGGCAGGGAGCAGGCUGGGUCACAGCACGUGGAAAACAAGCAGCAAGCCUGCCAUUGAGACAUGCCCCAUAUCCACAUGAACCCUGAUGGGAGUCACAGCAGUCAUUUGGAAGACACAUGUGCCAAGCCUGAUUGGAGUUUCCAAAGGUCACAUUUCUCAUUCUCUGUGUACCAGGAUUCUCAUUAACAAGUGUCUCCAGCUGGCCCUGUGCAGUGUCCUCAGGACAUGCUGUUGUAACAAAGCUGUGGACACAGGGCUUCCCCCAAGGCUUCAGUCUCAUCUCACUGCUCUCCAUUUCUGGAGUGUUGUAGGAGAGGGGGCUGUGUCCUGGACACACUACAUAGGGGAUCCGAUUUUGACCUAGCGGGCACGUUCUGCUAAGUGUUGCACAAAACCUAUAGAGCAGCUUUCUGGAGGUGCAGGCUGGUUUGUAGCACCAUCUGAUUGAAUUCCCCCGUACCUGGUGACAGUGGCAUCAAAGCCAGGUAGGCUAUAAACAGAGAGGAGGGCUUCCAGAGGUGAGUCAGAUCACAUCUCUUGGGGGAUGAGAAGUUACCCCUCUCCGGAGUUUAUUUCUCCCCAUUGUGCCUCCUUGGAGGAACAUGCAAAAAUGGCUUAACCAAAACACCUGCACUUAAAAAACUAAAAUUAGAUGAGUCCCUCGGUAGCCUAUGACAGAGCUGUGAGAUAAGUAAACAACUACAUUAUAGGGUCCCUUACAAAAGGAUUUUGUGGCUUUAACCUCUGUCUCAUCCAGUCCAGAAACAGCUAGGUACUCUUCUGGUACAGUGCUUCUCUAAAAUAAGGAUGUGUCCCACCUCAGGGCAACCCUGUGUUGUCAGGGGUAGAUGGGACUUCUACCACCACCAGGUCAGAGAACAGGCUGCUCAGGGUUAGAGAAGCUCAUCAAUCAUCACUGGCUUCGAACAAAACAGGAUUUUGUCUGUCUCCAUUGCUGAUGGUUCACGGUGACCUCUCUACCCAUGUCAGGAGCCUCAUGCAGGGACUCCCCUGGGACUCACAAAGCUUAGCUCUGCUUCUCCUCUGCCUGCUGACAGCAUGUUCUCCAUCUGCUGCCUUGGCUUGAAUCUCUGACGAACAUUAUGUUAUGGAAUGGCUUCUCCAGUAACAUUUAUACCAUUAGAGACUCCACAGAAUUAUCCACUUCCCACUCAAUAAAUGCUUUCCCUUCAAAAUGCUGGUUUUGGAGAGUGUUUGCUCUGCAGCCUGCUGAGCAAAAGCCAUAUGGGGAAGUUUCUGAGAGAGCUUCACUCUGCCUGAAGCUCAGGAAAGUGUCAUUCACCUGAACAUGAGUUAUCUGCCUUUUUAAUCAGAAGUAACUGGUCACAAUUAGGAAUCUUGACUUAUCUGCCAUAUGAAUACCUCCUGAACCUCAUCUAUCUCAUAUAUCCUGCUUUACUGACUGUUCCCCAGAUCACUGAAUCUGUUGGUCUGUUUUAAUCAUUAACACUCAUCUCCUCCAUUUAUUAGAUGUUGGUGAAUUAUUAUACUCCCAUUUCUUAAAUGCAAAGCAUACAGUGGUAACACAAAUACGGCAUUGAUCAGUUGUUUUUGCAGAUGUCCCCUUUGGAUUUCUUUUCUUAUAACUUGGAUACACUUAGGGUUUUUUGCCUGCUUUCAUUCUGUGUAUCCUUGCCAUUAUUGAUUUUAUUGAUCUUUCUGCACAUCUUCAAUAUCGUGGGUCUGAGCACAGGGCCACAAUUCCUGCUCUGAGCAAUCACAAAACAUCUCUUCACCUUUCAGGCCUAUAGUUGCAAAUGUGAAAGCUGAAAAGUUUAGUCAAAGAUGUGUUUCUUGCUAAUUCUUCUUCUAGGCAUUAGUUUGUUCCUUCAUUGUUUUUUCUGGACUGCACAUUUGGGCUGAUUUGAAACUAGAUGUCUCUGAUUACACCCCCUGAUAUUUUCCUUCUUUUAGGGUUUCUUUUUUUUUUUUUUUUUUUUUCUUUUUUUUUUUUUAUUUUUUCUUUUUCAGUGAUUUGGCUAUUAGCUGUGACUGUUCAUAAAGCUAAAAUCCUUUCCAUGCUUUCAACAGGUUGUCACUGUGUGGUCCCAAAACAUCCUUCUAGGACCACUUCAUCACUUCCUUAUAAGAGGAGAGGCUAUUCUGAAAAACCCUGAGGAGACAUAAACACAAAGUAUCUCUUCCCCCGCUUUAUCAAAGGCUCAAAACCUCUCACGAUUGUCUCAGUCCUCUCCUAUUGUCCCCUGAAAUCUCUGACAGCUCUUCACCUCCAUGCACACGCAGACAGCCGCCUUGUCCUCUCCCACAGACGACGGAAAAACAUUCCCAGACCCCGCCUGCAUUCUCAGUGAUAGGAGCGAGUUCCAGGCUGAGCAUCUCUGCACUGCUGUGUGGCAGCACACAGGGACAGGCAGCAGACAAGGGCCAGCAUGUGUUUGGUCACAGCAGGAGGUGGGAAGCAUUUUGAAAGAGCAUCACUUUUCCCACAGAAUUCCCUGAAGCUGUACUGUUUUAUUUUCUGUUAGAGUGUAAGUUUUCCAGUGCAAAAUAAAAAUACCAUUAAAGCACUAUCAAUAUUAAAAAGUGUUCGGUACUGUAUGAUUUUUUUCAAAGGAACUGUUUGAGCUGAUUAUUACCUUAGUCUGUAAAUCCUCUGAAAAAUAUUUAUCCUCAGUGUAAGUGCUGUAACUCUGGGAAGGAUACACAUGCAUUCCUCAUAAGCAUAAGUGUUUUUCAGCUUCUAAUUAUGGAGCAAUCACAUAUAAAGAAAUUAAUGAGCUUUGAUAUUUGUGUGUAAUUAAUAUUUCUCUAUUUUUCCGUUCCUUUUUUGUUACUGAUUAAAAAAAGAAAAAAAUGCC